Messenger RNA from Anguilla rostrata (American eel), 2963 nucleotides. It is a transcript of the gene septin10, whose product is annotated as septin 10. NCBI's taxonomy places the organism in Eukaryota, Metazoa, Chordata, Actinopteri, Anguilliformes, Anguillidae. The coding region runs from base 353 to 1645 and encodes 430 amino acids. Gene Ontology annotation, biological process: cytoskeleton-dependent cytokinesis; intracellular protein localization. The transcript has 10 exons. Gene Ontology annotation, cellular component: septin ring; microtubule cytoskeleton; cell division site. The record is from RefSeq and is a predicted model, not a curated record. Gene Ontology annotation, molecular function: molecular adaptor activity; GTPase activity; GTP binding.
AAUGAAUGGUACGUACCAUUCAAGUAGUGGGGGUACCGUGUACCAAAUUACCAAUGUCUGUUGUUUUAGAAAUAAAGGAAACACCUUAAAAUUAUAAUUUCGACAGGAUGUACAAUUUACAAUAACAACGGUAAAUUAUGGCGUCAUGGGAAUUUUAAAUAAGAAUAUCUGCCUUGAACGUAGUUAGCUUGCUGGCCACAUCUGACCAGUGCUUCCACAAGCAAUGGACAACCUCGCAUUCCUGCAGCGGGCGUCCUAGCCGGAUUCUUCUGCUGGACACUAUUGGGAAAAUCUGGGACAGUUUCCUAUAAUUAAGAACUAUAGCUAAAUAUUGAUUUGGAGGUUUUAAAAGAUGGCUUCGUCUGAUGUUGCUCGGCAGCUGCAGGACAAGAAUGCACGUCCUCUUUCCCUGUCUGGUCAUGUUGGUUUUGACAGCUUGCCAGAUCAACUGGUCAACAAAUCAACAUGUCAGGGCUUCUGUUUUAACAUCCUCUGCAUUGGUGAAACGGGUAUUGGCAAGUCCACCCUGAUGGACACACUGUUCAACACCAACUUUGAGAACUUUGAGUCCUCCCACUUUGAGCCCAAGGUGAAGCUCCAUGCCCAGACCUACGACCUUCAGGAGAGCAAUGUCCGGCUGAAACUCACCAUCGUCAACACCGUGGGCUUCGGGGACCAGAUGAACAAGCAGGAAAGCUACCAGCACGUUGUGGAUUAUAUCGACACGCAGUUUGAGUCGUACCUGCAGGAGGAGCUGAAGAUCAAGCGCUCUUUGCACAACUACCACGAUUCUCGUAUCCACGCCUGCCUCUACUUCAUUGCCCCCUCCGGACACUCGCUCAAGUCUCUGGACCUGGUCACCAUGAAAAAGCUGGACAGCAAGGUCAACAUUAUUCCUGUGAUUGCCAAGGCAGACACCAUCUCGAAGAGCGAGCUCCACAAGUUUAAGAUCAAGAUAAUGAGCGAGCUGGUGAGCAAUGGGGUUCAGAUCUACCAGUUUCCCCUCGACGACGAGACCGUCGCCACAAUCAACACCGCCAUGAACGGCCACCUCCCCUUCGCUGUCGUGGGUAGCACAGAAGAAGUGAAGAUUGGGAAUAAAAUGGUGAAAGCUCGACAAUACCCCUGGGGUGUGGUCCAAGUGGAGAAUGAGAACCACUGUGACUUUGUGAAGCUGAGGGAGAUGCUGAUCUGUGUAAACAUGGAGGACCUGCGGGAGCAGACUCACACGCGACACUACGAGCUCUACCGCCGCUGCAAGCUGGAGGAGAUGGGCUUCAAGGACACCGACCCCGAGAGCAAACCAGUGAGCCUACAGCAGACGUAUGAGGCGAAGCGGCAGGAGUUCCUGGGGGAGCUGCAGAGGAGGGAGGAGGAGAUGAGACAGAUGUUUGUGCAGAGGGUGAAGGAGAAGGAGAUGGAGCUGAAGGAUGCUGAGAGAGAGCUGCAGGGCAAGUUUGAGCAGCUGAAGAGGCUGCACCACGACGAGAAGAGCAAGCUGGACGAGAAACGGAAGGCUCUGGAAGACGAGAUCAACACCUUCAGCAAAAAGAAGGCGGCCACCGAGCUGCUCCAGGCGCAGUCUUUCAACACCAACGCCAACCUGAAAAAGGAUAAGGAUCGCAAAAACUCUGGGUUCAUGUGAAGAAACACAAGGCACCCGUGAGCCCGUCAGUUCAGAACCAAACGCACACCAGCAAUCGACGACCCCUUUACCCUCUUUUUAAUUAAUCCUGUGUUUUUUUUGUGUUUUUUUUAGGCCGAGCUGUGGUUGUAUUCCUCUAUGUAUUUUUUUAUAUAUUUGUACUAGUGCCAGUAUAUGCAUGUUAUGGUUUUUUUUACCCACAGCCUCUGGGGGGCACCUGCAGCAGUGUCUGUGUCUCUGACACUGCCUUGUUCCUUCAGUGAGAAUGUGUUGUCAUUAAUGUGUGUCGCACAGAUUUGCAAAGGGGUUACAGUGAUUCAUCCCUGCCCCAGUUUUGAUAUGGAACAGGCACCAGCAACAGUCACAGUGACAGGAUACAUGGUCAGUACUAAUAAAAUACAUAAGAACGUAUAUGUAAUUAGCUUUAUCUGUUAAUGUUAAUAUCAAAUUAAUCACAUAAUAUCUGUUAAUCUGCUAAUAUCAAACUGGGGCAUGAAACUACCUGUGAAAUGUAAUUACAGCGCAGACAUGAAACCAGUUUUGGCUUGAAUGUCCAUUCCAUUGAGACAGUGGUUACAGGUGCAGGUUUGUAUAUUUGUUGACAUUUGCCUGAAGUGGAAAAUCAUGGAAAAAUUUGCGUAAAGAAUUUUGUACGGUCGUUUAUUAUUAUUAUUGCAGAACAGCCUAUUGUGUGCUUUUACACCAUGGUGUUUGUAGCUCAAAUUAUGCAUCAGUUUAGUUAAGUUUUGUAGUGCGAGUAAUGCACACAGCUUCAAAAGAUUUGUGCACAUCCUCACCACAAUCAACAGGAAGCGCAUUUGUUUUUUCACUUGUUGGUGAUCAAAUUUUUUUGUUUGUUAAAAUGUGUAUCCUGAAGUAAGUAACAUUACCUCUUGUGUAUUAGAGAGAAACUAGCUUAUAAUGCUGUUUAUUAAACUCUAUGCAAUUCUGAUAUAGAACCUCAAUUCAAGUGUUUCCUUGUGGCAUGUGUGUUAGAAGCUUCUGUGUGCCUUAAUGAAUUCAGAAGCAGUCACUGGCAGCUGGGUCCAAAGGGAGAAAUAACAGUAUUAAGUGUGAUGUGCAGUGUUCAUAUUCACUGUGUGGUACUGUGGUAGCAGAUGGAUCAGAUUCACAGGACAGUUUGCCUCACAUCUGUCUGAAGGAUAGCUUUCCUGCUAGCUCCACUAAAUCACCAAAGACUCACCAUAUUGUAUUCUUUUUGUACCCUUGGAAAAAGGCCAAGUCUUUAAGUGAGCAGUGUUACUGUUGGUUAAGGGUGUUUUUAUUACUGAAAAUAAAAUGUCUGGAUUUCUCAGAA